GGAAACGUCCUUUCUGUGGCUGAUGCAGCAGCUAGAUUUGAAACCAAAUUUAUAGGUGAACAGCCAUACAUUUAUCCUUCUUUGCAAUAACAACCUCUUGAAAGUAUUUGGGAUGUCAGCGACUGACUGGUACGCGCAUAAAUCGCUGGAAAACGAGGUGUUUUGGAUCCAGGAGCGCUUUUAUGAAUCAGGGAACAGGGCGAAUAUUUGGCUCAUACGCGGGUCCCAUCAGGACGUAGUCAUAGAUACCGGGCUGGGGUUACGGAGCCUGCCUGAAUACAUCAACACCAAAGGGCUGUUAGGGGACGAUUCGAAGCGAAAGAACCCGCUGUUAGCUAUCGGCACGCAUGUGCAUUUCGACCAUUCGGGUGGGCUGCAUCAGUUUCAACAGGUGGGCGUGCACAGGGCGGAGGUGGAUGCUUUGGCGAACGGAGAUAACUUCGAGACAGUGACAUGGCUAUCGGACCGCGAGAUCGUGGAGAACCCAGCACCUGGCUGGAGAGCGAGACAGUACCGAGUGAAGGCCGUCACGCCAACCCACAUAUUACAAGAAGGUGAUGUCAUCAACCUCGGGGACCGGCAGCUUACUGUUCUCCACAUGCCAGGUCAUUCCAGAGGAAGCAUCUGUCUCCAUGACAAGGAGAGUAAGAUGCUCUUCAGUGGUGACGUGGUCUAUGAUGGAUCCAUGAUUGAUUGGCUGCCCUUCAGUAGGAUCAGCGACUACGUGCAUAGCUGUGAAAGGCUGGUGGAGAUGGUUGAUAAAGAUGAAAUUGACCUGGUCAUGCCUGGUCAUUAUAACACUUUCGGGAGCAAACGGCUUCACCGGUUAGCUUCCAACUACAUCGCUAGUGCCGGUACCUGCCACAGAGCUUCCACCUGUGUGGUGAAGUCCAUUGCCAGUCUUGCACUUCGAGCCUCCAACUCACGAAGUGUCUGUUAGUAGUUAUGAAAAAGACUACUAUGCAACAGUAUCUGACACAGCAUACCUCAAAACUGAGCGCACUAAAUCACUGAGCAGUACAGUGUGAUAAAGAUAAACAGGUAAUUCGGUAUACAGUUAUGUUAAGACAAGCGCACGCCACAAGACUGAAGCUUGUUGCCCUUUCAGGUUUAAAGCCUGCGACUAGCUUGCAACAUAUACCCCACUUCGUAGCAUAUACCUAAUACUUUUCUAGUGCACACACUUGUUAGGCACACUUUAACCAGUAGGAGGGGAGAAUGAUCUUGAAUUGACACACCUACUCUGCGAUUAUUUGCAUAAAGUGCGUGCCAAAACAAUAAGAAACUGUUUUUAAAACUGUAGUUUGUAAUUUCUGUGACAUUAGCAUCAUCAAGCAGAACUGCAAAAAAAAUUGCUGUUUUCAGACAGAUUGCAGAAAACUCCUCUUGUCUUCCAUUGGUUGUACAAACAGAUAGUCCCGCCUCAGACUCAAACCAUUGGUUGAGGCAAUGUUGCUGUGUCUGGACAGGCUACUCAAACAAACAAGGGAAAGGAUAGUGCCACAGUGUUACACUUUUAGGUGAAAUCAGCCUACAAAUUACUUACUUAUAGUUGACUACAUAUGAAGUUCGCAUACGAGAAAUAAAUUUAACGUAGAAAAAAACAAAAUGAACGUCAAGCCUACAGUCUUGUAGUGUGCGCUUGGCAUUCCAGUCUGUAACUAGUGUUUGUGUUGGUGAGAGAAACUAGUUUGCAUGAUUGCACUAAAUCAUCAUAAAGUCAACAAUAAAAUUGCCAUAUAUUAAUUAAUAAUUUUGAAUGUUAAAGGAAUAUUUCAGGUUUAAUACACAACAGCACCAGUGGUAUGCUGUCAGUUACCAUAGAAAUAAAUGUUGUUUUUACAGUAGAAGACUAAGGGGUGAAAAUACAACAAUGACUGGAAAAUCUACUUCUGUUAACACAUUUUUGUUUGUGUUUUUACAUUUUUUUUUUUUUACAAAGUCAUUCAGAUGCUGUCAAUAGAGCCUUAACUUGUAUUUAACCUGGAAUAUUCCAAUAGACCUUAUUCAAACUAGUGCCAUCUUUGAUUUUUAAUGAGAAUGACGACGGGCUCUUUCAAUGGGCUGUACCGCAGUUUAAAGUGUUUUUAGAUCGUUCCGCGGACAAAACAUUCAGUAUUCAAAGAACUCCAGACAACAUGAGUUGUGGAAAAUAAGAUGUGUUAUAGGUGCUUUAUACAGCUGUAUACCAUUCGUGCCAUUGAAGAGAUGGUAAAUCUAUCCCUCAAAGCCUCGUCAUUCCCAUUAAAAAUUAAAGAUGGCGUUAGCGUGAAUAAGGUAGGAAAAACUAAACAUUUUGAGUGUAUGCUGUAAUCAGGGGUGUUAUUUGUGGUUUACUGAACUUAGAGACCAUGUCUUCUUCAAUAGUAUGUCUUUUAGAUCCCCAAAGCACACAUAGAGUUGAGUUAAUAAGUUUGCAUCCCCCUUGUAUAAUCUGCAAGAUAUGUGUCAUUUAAAAAAAAUAAGAGAGAUCAUAACAAUUGCAUUUUGAUUUAUUUAGUAAUGCCCUAAUGAAGCUAUUUGACACAACCAAUAUUUACAUACAGUAUGUUCCACAAGACAAAGUAAUGACUGAAUUUAUGCAGUCCUGUUCAAAAGUUGACUUCCUUUCUUCUGCAGAAUACAAAUUAAAGAUUUGUUUAGAAGAAAUUUUCAUAAUGCAAGUGAAUGGGUGCCAAAUAUGUAAGCUCCAAAAUCCACAUAAAGGGAGCAUAAAAGUAAUCCAUAUGACUCCAGUGGUUAAAUCCAGGUGUUCAGACACGAUAUGAUAGGUUUGGGUGAGAAACAGAUCAAUAUUUAAGUAAAUUUUUUUUUUUAUCAUAAAUUCUCCUCAAUGCCCAGUAGGUGGUAAUAUGCAUGAAGGAUGUUAAUCACCAAAAACAGAAAAAGGAGAGUGUAAAAGUGAAAGUGAAGUGGAGAUUGACUGGGCAGGGAGGAUAAUUUAUAGUAAAAGGGAUAUAAAUAUUGAUCUGUUUCUCACCCACACCUAUCAUAUCACUUCAGAAGAUAUGGAUUUAACCACCAGAGCCAGCUGGAGUACUUUACUAGCCCGUAUGUGGAUUUUGGAGCUUCAACAUUUUGGCACCAAUUCACUUGCAUUGUAUGGACAUACAGAGCUGAGAAAUUCUUCUAAAAAUCUUCAUUUGUGUUCAGCAUGAGGGUGAGUAAAUGAUGAGAGAAUUUUCAUUUUUGCGUGAACUAACCCUUUAAAGGUGCAGUAUGUAAGAUUCAGAAACCCUUGUUAUUAAUGACACCUGUGGCCGUUAAGUGAACUGCAGCCUGUUGCUCGUGCACACACUCCAUAGGGACGCGAGCGAGCAUGACUCCAUAGGGAAGUGAGACUGAACGUGAUUCACCGGCAUCAUGCUGACAGAUCAUUAAAAUUACACAGUUAUGAUUGUUUUACUACAAACUUUGAGACUGUAUGUUAUGUUUGACUCUCCAGUGCUGGAACAGGGCUAAAACAAAGUGUGGAUAUAGGUCUGACUAUGCCAGACUGUAGUUUGAAGUAAUCACUUUUCUUUGCAUGAUACAUUGACUGCAUUUAUAGGAUAGUCUAUGUCGGCGUUAGCUAGCCAUCCAGCUUUAUCAAUAGCUGUUAGCUAAAUUUGGUGGAUGAUGACAGUAGCUGUUUAUAAAAUAGACUGUACAUUAUAAAUAUGUUGACACAAUUCAGUAUUGAUGUGAUUCCAUCACAACUGUCAUUUUGAUAUAUCGAUGCACUAUUGUUUUAUAAUAAUAGAUUGUGUAUAUUUUCUGUAUAACCAAGUUACAUUACACUAAUGAAUGGAGCUUUUAGAUUUA
Molecule: messenger RNA, 3804 nt
Organism: Myxocyprinus asiaticus (Chinese sucker)
Lineage: Eukaryota; Metazoa; Chordata; Actinopteri; Cypriniformes; Catostomidae
Product: acyl-coenzyme A thioesterase MBLAC2-like
Exons: 2
Coding region: 113-940 (275 amino acids)
Source: RefSeq, a predicted model, not a curated record